Messenger RNA from Tachysurus vachellii, 2294 nucleotides. RefSeq names its product calcium/calmodulin-dependent protein kinase IGb (gene camk1gb). Gene Ontology annotation, cellular component: intracellular anatomical structure. The transcript has 13 exons. The coding region runs from base 99 to 1559 and encodes 486 amino acids. Gene Ontology annotation, biological process: peptidyl-serine phosphorylation. NCBI's taxonomy places the organism in Eukaryota, Metazoa, Chordata, Actinopteri, Siluriformes, Bagridae. Gene Ontology annotation, molecular function: calmodulin binding; calcium/calmodulin-dependent protein kinase activity; ATP binding. The record is from RefSeq and is a predicted model, not a curated record.
CGCAGUUUGUGGGUAACAAGUUGUGAGUCUCGCCUGCUGUAUUGUACGGUACUGUAUUGCACGGUCAUGCGCUCCCGUUGCACGCAGCUGCGUGUCCCAUGUUCGUGUCGCUGAGAUCAGCGCAUCGGUUGCUCCGAUUUUCUCGCGCUGUCUUCUCUCCCUGCUGUCCCUGUUGCCCCUGUCUACCCCUACUAAACUGCCCUAACACCUGGAGAUCUUGCAUACCAGAAGAAAUCCCUGGAGACGCCUACACUGAAAUGGGUCGCAAAGAGGCUGACUAUGACUGGAAGAAGAGCACUGACAACAUUCAAGAUGUAUUCGACUUCAUAGAAGUGCUCGGAUCGGGAGCGUUCUCUGAGGUGUUCAUGGUGAAAGAAAGGAAAACAGGAAAGCUGUUUGCCAUUAAGUGUGUGAAGAAAAAGAAUAAAAAGGACAUCAACUUGGAGAAUGAGAUUGCUGUGUUAAGGAGGAUUAAACAUGAAAAUGUUGUGGGGUUGGAAGAUCUCUACGAAAGCCGCACUCAUUACUAUCUCGUCAUGCAGCUCGUUUCAGGUGGUGAGCUUUUUGAUCGGAUCCUGGACCGGGGUGUGUACUCAGAGAAGGAUGCUAGCUUAGUAAUAAGGCAGGUGCUCGACGGAGUUAACUACCUGCAUAAGAAUGGCAUAGUACAUCGUGAUCUCAAGCCUGAGAACCUGUUGUACUAUAGUCCAGAUGAAAAGUCCAAGAUAAUGAUCAGUGAUUUUGGACUUUCAAAAAUGGAGGACAAGGGCAUCAUGUCCACAGCCUGUGGUACCCCAGGCUAUGUGGCUCCAGAGGUAUUAGCUCAGAAGCCCUACAGUAAAGCAGUGGACUGCUGGUCUAUUGGAGUCAUUACCUAUAUACUUCUCUGUGGAUAUCCUCCUUUUUACGAGGAAUCGGAGACUCGUCUUUUUUCGAAGAUCAUGAAAGCCAAGUACGAGUUUGACUCUCCCUUCUGGGAUGACAUUUCAGAUUCUGCAAAGGACUUCAUCUGCAACAUGAUGCAGAAGAAUCCUAAUUUGCGCUACACUACAGAGCAAGCGCUGAGACAUCCAUGGAUCAUCGGGAAAACCGCCCAAAAUCGUGAUAUCUACCAUUCUGUCAGCACGCAGAUCCAGAAGAACUUUGCCAAGUCCAAGUGGAAGCAAGCAUUCAAUGCUACAGUGGCCAUCAACCAUAUGAAGAAGCUACAGCUUGCCCACGGUGAGGCAUCGGCCAAACAGAGCAUGAAACAGAUUCAGCUGCCUGACAUUAAAGUCACUUCGAUGCCUCACCCUGAAGCAACAGACAACCAUCCAAUCCAUGACAAUCAAGAACCCAACGGCAACAUACCUUGCGGUCAUAUGACGUUGCCAUCUGUUUCCUUGGAAACAAAAGCUCAGUACCUCCUGCCGAAGGUCAGCCAUAGUGUUACGCUCACAGUCACUGAGAAGACCAAACACGUGUACCACUCUGAACCAGGAAACCUAAAUAGGUAUGAGAAGACCGGCUCCAAUCACAGUGUGGAGAAAAUUCAGACUAGUGUCUGCUGUGUCAUGUGACUGGCCAUUGCAGCAUUAUGAGUGGACAUAAUUAGAUCUUUGACCUGUCUUUUGGCCACUGGUUACUUGAAGCUGGCAUGCUUUGGGGUUUGGCUCCUUUGGGAUAUGGAGUGAAACUAGACAGCUGACUUGCUGCUUGUUGCGGUUUCACCAAUGUACUGGAGAUGAGAAGAGUGCCUCCAUAUCAUCAAAUCAUAGACCUACAGUACAGUACCCUCUGAGAACAGAAGAACGUUCUUAGGCACCUGGUGGUAUUAUAGCACAAAGAGCUUGUUCCUCAGGGCUGAUGUAAGUCCAGCCCUGUGUAUUCUAUCUGUAAAGAGCAAUCCAUUUUAUCCAUAAAUUGUGUGCUUCAUAUUACAUGGAGAGUAUUGGUGAUGCGAUAUUUGUAUUAUUUAUUUCCUAAUAGUCUGUAAUUUGCUGUGAUAUUUAACUCUGAAUUGUUUAGCCCCACCUCUGGCUUAUGUCUCAGAGGAAAUACUAAAUUUAUUCAGUAGGGUUUAAUUGCUGAACCCAGAUGAGGAGACUGUGGUUGGCAAGAUCCCACUAACCACUGCAUUAAGGUUAUAUUUAGAUUUUGUGUCAUUUACUUAAUGUACCUUAGGGACAAAGUUUAUUUUUUAUAAGAAAUAUAUGUAUAUUAUGAUUAUUCUGCGGAAAUAUGUGUGUUGUUUUAUAAUAACCUGUGUCACUAUACCUUUCAACAUAACAGAAUGUCUUUCCUUUUUUGAUAAU